GCACCGGAUAAGGCGGGUGCAUAGUAGCGGAACCCGGAAAUUAGUAACCGAGCACCGCACCAUCAGACGACAGGAGCUGACGCAUUGCUUAAAACUUCAUUUCUGCUGGGAUAUAAAACCUAAACCUGGUUACCGUCAAAGGAAGAUCUACAUUUUAACAACCGGUGCAAAGAAUGGAAGGGUCAUUAACCGUUAUUUCCAAUCCCACUGUGAAUGUGCGCCUAACCACCGCCAUAUCCUCGUUUGAGGUCAAGCGAAGGUUUGAUAGAGGCUUGUGCAUCGCCGAGCUGAAGGGGAAACUGGAGAUGGUGGUGGGCGUGCCUUCCUCCUGCAUGGACCUGGAGUUGUUCAGCACCUCAGACGAUUACAUGCAAAAAAUGGACGACGACAACGCUUUGCUGGGCUCUUAUCCCGUGGAUGAUGACUGCAGAAUACACGUUAUUGAUCAAAGUGGUGGUCAACUGGGAGAGUUCACUGAUGUUUCCAAAGUGGAGAAGUUUGCUCUGUCAGACGACGCGUACGAAAAGAGAACAGAGACGGCAAGGUCCUUCAUGAAGAAGCAGGCACUCGGUCGCUACAACGAGGAAGAAAUGGCCAAGAAGAAAGCAGAGAGCAUCGCUCGGGAGGAAGAACAGAAGGCGGCUGCUGAAGCCAUUACUGUCGGCAGCCGAUGCCAAGUGCACGCCAGCGGGCAGCCCACCAAGCUUGGCACGGUCAUGUAUGUUGGCACAACGGAUUUUAAGCCCGGCUUUUGGGUCGGUGUGAAGUAUGAUGAGCCACUGGGGAAACACGACGGCAGUUGUGACGGGAAGCGCUACUUCGAAUGUGAGAACAAAUACGGAGCCUUCGUGAAGCCGCUGAACGUGACCGUCGGAGACUUUCCUGAAGAGGAUUACGGUUUGGAUGAAAUGUAGGACUGAGCGUGCGACGGUGGGGGAGAAAAAAAAAAACAUCAUCCGAACUUAUUUUUAUUGCUUCUUGUGCUUUUUCAAGAGAGAAUGUCAGUGGCGGUGUUUGAGUUAAAAGUGGUGUUCUUUUAACCCUGAAGUCCUUCAUUUCUUGGUCAUGCAGCAUAAUAUUUAAUGUACGCCUGUUCUGUAUCCUUGGGCAUGCAGGAUGUGAUCAUAUGUACAAUAUUAGAAUACUAAAAAGGCAGAGUUGUUGAUGCAAAUUUGAUCCUUCAUGUGCUUGGUGACGUCACAUUGUACUGUAUUGUCAUUUUUCACUCUGUGAUUUAUUACAGUGUCCCAGUCAUAAUGUACAAAAAGGAAGCUCUUCCUUUUCAAACGUUUGUGUGUAAAAUAUAGUUCAUGUCUUCAUGUAGAUAAAUGAUGCAUUUCCUCUUAUUUUUCUAUUAAUGAAGUCCUGUCAUUGAAAA
Messenger RNA from Nerophis ophidion (straightnose pipefish), 1378 nucleotides. RefSeq names its product tubulin folding cofactor B (gene tbcb). The record is from RefSeq and is a predicted model, not a curated record. Gene Ontology annotation, biological process: tubulin complex assembly; post-chaperonin tubulin folding pathway; cytoplasmic microtubule organization. The transcript has 7 exons. The coding region runs from base 174 to 914 and encodes 246 amino acids. NCBI's taxonomy places the organism in Eukaryota, Metazoa, Chordata, Actinopteri, Syngnathiformes, Syngnathidae. Gene Ontology annotation, cellular component: nucleus; microtubule plus-end; cytoplasm. Gene Ontology annotation, molecular function: microtubule plus-end binding; alpha-tubulin binding.